GGCACUAUUGCCCAAAGGCUGUGGAGGACACAUUAUUUUUUAUUUUGAUCCCAAGACCUUUGCAAAAGUAUGUCUAAAUGUGCCGCACCAAUUAAAAUUAUGUUCUGAAAAAACAACAGAUGGGUGAAAAGUGUUUUGAUUAUGCUUAUGCAGAGAUUACAGAGUUUCUAAUGUUUUCUAAUAGGUUGGCGGAGGGGGUUUUUUUUGUUUUGUUUUUGUUUGGUUGUGUUUGGGUUUUUUGUGCAGUUUUUUUUUUGUUGUUUUUUGGGUUUGUUUUUUGUUUGUUUGUAUGAUUACAUUUAGUUUUUUUUAUGAUGGAGGAGAGAUAUAAUAUUACAUUUUUAUAAAUUCCAAAAGAUUAUGGAUUGUGGUUAAGACAAGUAAUAUAGUAAUUUACCUUUCCUCUAGUUUCUCAAAAGUUCAUAUCUAAGUACAAUUAAAAUAGGUGAAGUUAGAUGAAAGUGGGAAAAUACCAUUCAGACCCUUUCUCACUGAAGUCAGUUUAUUUCUGCACUAAUAAAAUUCAACAGAUCUUUUCUAAAUUGUAUGACCGUGAGUAUGGCCAAAGCAUUGCACAGAAUUCUCAGACCCAGGGACUCUUCAUGAAGAAAACCAAAUUAAAUCACUGAGUCACCAUAAAUAGAUAUUAAUUAUUCCUCAGAAAUAUUGUGGGUUUUAUGUAUAAAUACUGUAUUUGUGACAUUAAAUUGUCAUAGAUUCCUUGUCAAUACCAGAGUACCUACAGUCCAUCCAUUUUCUUCUCUUUCAGAAAAGAACUCAGAAUGCAGACCUUUGUAAAUGUUUUUCUGGGAUUUUUUAUCUUUGAGUCUGUUGGAGCUGUCCCUAUCAGUGAUACCAUAAUUUAUGAUUCUGAGUUUUAUGACAUACCACUUGGAGAGCUGCCUCAUCCAUUUGCCUAUGAUAAAAACAAGCAGUCUGACCAUGCAGAGACAGACAUUGGGGCAGAACUACCCUCUGUAAUUCAAGAGAGUUUUUCUUCUGUAUCACUGACUGAAGAAACGGAGGAUGAAGUGUCAACGCCAAAAUUAAUUGACGGGUCUUCAGCACAGGGGUCAGGGGUUCUUGGACCCCAGACUAAAGAUGGUCUUCCCACUUGCCUUUUAUGUACAUGCCUAGGAACCACAGUCUACUGUGAUGAUCGUGAGCUUGAUGCUGUUCCACCAUUGCCUAAGAAAACCACAUAUUUCUAUUCACGCUAUAACAGAAUCAAGAAGAUCAGCAGAAAUGACUUUGCUAACUUAAACCAUUUAAAGAGGAUUGAUUUGACUGCGAACUUCAUAUCAGAUAUCCACAAGGAUGCCUUCGGAAGAUUGCCUCAACUUCAGGAGCUGGUGCUCCGUGACAAUAGGAUAAGGCAACUCCCUGAGUUACCAUCUACCCUAACGUUCAUUGAUGUCAGCAAGAACAGGCUUGGUCACAGAGGGAUACCAAAUGAGGCAUUUAAAAAUCUGGGUGAACUGCAGCAUCUUUAUAUCACUGAUAAUAACUUGGAUCACAUUCCAUUGCCACUCCCGGAAAGCCUCCAAGCUCUCCAUCUUCAGAACAACAACAUUCAAGAGAUGCAUGAAGAUACUUUCUGCAAAAUGAGAGAUUUUACUUAUGUACGUAGGGCUCUAGAAGACAUCAGACUGGAUGGUAAUCCCAUCAACCUGAGCAAAACACCUUAUGCAUACAUGUGUCUACCCCGUCUGCCAGUUGGUAACCUCAUCUAA
This is a messenger RNA of Cinclus cinclus, 1733 nucleotides long. RefSeq names its product epiphycan (gene EPYC). Gene Ontology annotation, molecular function: protein binding. The transcript has 6 exons. The coding region runs from base 783 to 1733 and encodes 316 amino acids. The record is from RefSeq and is a predicted model, not a curated record. Lineage: Eukaryota; Metazoa; Chordata; Aves; Passeriformes; Cinclidae.